AGCAGUCCUUCCCGAGCUCCUUCAGUCUCUCCUGAGGUUGUGUUGCCGGUGGGUAGCUGCAGAGCACAGCGAGCUACGACAAAUAGUGACUCUCCUAGUCCUCCGCACAAUCGCAAUGUUCUCCCGAGUACCCAGGAAUCUCCUGAACUCUGUUUGCGUCUCGGUGCAGAGGAACUUCUCCGUCACUUCAAAGAACAAUGUCAAGGUGGCAGUCCUGGGUGCCAGCGGUGGCAUCGGGCAGCCGCUGUCGCUGUUGCUCAAGCAGCACCCCGGCAUCACAUACCUCUCACUGUACGACAUUGCUCACACACCCGGUGUCGCAGCUGAUUUGAGCCACAUCAACACACGUGCCCAGGUCAAAGGCUUUGUGGGGAAUGAGCAGCUCAGCGAUGCACUGAAGGGCAUGGAGAUCGUGGUGAUCCCCGCAGGCGUGCCUCGCAAGCCUGGCAUGACGCGGGAUGACCUGUUCAACACCAACGCGUCCAUCGUGCGGGAUCUGGCUGAUGCGUGUGCCCAGCAGUGCCCCAAGGCCAUGGUGUGCAUCAUUUCCAAUCCUGUCAACUCUACCGUGCCCAUCGCAUCUGAAGUGUUCAAGAAGCGUGGAGUCUACGACCCCAACCGCAUCUUUGGUGUCACCACGCUGGACAUAGUCCGUGCCAAUGCUUUUGUGGCACAGGCAAAGGGCCUCGACCCAGCCAGUGUCAGUGUCCCAGUAGUGGGUGGACACUCUGGUGUCACGAUUGUACCACUCAUCUCGCAAGCCACGCCUUCUGUCAGCUUCCCACAGCCCGAGUUGGAGGCACUCAGCAAGCGUAUCCAGGAGGCUGGCACCGAGGUGGUCCAAGCUAAGGCUGGCGCUGGCUCUGCAACUCUGUCCAUGGCGUUUGCUGGUGCCAGAUUUGUGUUCUCGCUCAUCUCUGCUAUUCAAGGAAAGGAAGGAGUAGUGGAGUGCGCAUUUAUCAAGUCUUCCGAAACUGAAGCCACAUAUUUCUCAACCCCUCUUCUUCUCGGCAAAAAUGGUGUUGCAAAGAACCUGGGCCUCGGCAAACUGUCCCAGUACGAGUCCGAGCUCGUGAAGGCGGCGCUGCCAGAGCUGAAGACCAACAUCAAGAAGGGAGAGGAUUUCGUCAAGAAGUAAAAUGCUGACCUCUGAAUUGAAGUAUAGCUAUCAUUGAGAGUGUGUCAAGUGCCCAUCAGUGGAUACAUCGCAACUAAAUAAAAUACCCAUUGGAUGUGUGAAA
Rhipicephalus microplus (southern cattle tick) is the source of this 1241-nucleotide messenger RNA. It is a transcript of the gene Mdh2, whose product is annotated as malate dehydrogenase 2. Gene Ontology annotation, biological process: tricarboxylic acid cycle; malate metabolic process. Gene Ontology annotation, cellular component: cytoplasm; mitochondrion. Gene Ontology annotation, molecular function: L-malate dehydrogenase (NAD+) activity. Lineage: Eukaryota; Metazoa; Arthropoda; Arachnida; Ixodida; Ixodidae. The record is from RefSeq and is a predicted model, not a curated record.